Xiphias gladius (swordfish) is the source of this 1635-nucleotide messenger RNA. Its product is annotated as N-terminal EF-hand calcium-binding protein 1-like. The record is from RefSeq and is a predicted model, not a curated record. The transcript is spliced from 12 exons. Lineage: Eukaryota; Metazoa; Chordata; Actinopteri; Istiophoriformes; Xiphiidae. Gene Ontology annotation, biological process: regulation of amyloid precursor protein biosynthetic process. Gene Ontology annotation, cellular component: cytoplasm; endoplasmic reticulum; Golgi cis cisterna. Gene Ontology annotation, molecular function: calcium ion binding. Bases 287 to 1366 code for a protein of 359 amino acids.
GGGGCGGAGUUUUAUUUAUUUAUUUUUUUCUUCCUGCUGUUUUGUCGACGCGCAGGCGUUCGGGCAUCAGGCAGAAGAGGGCAGCAGGCAGGCAGGGUCCGUCUCAUCCCGACAGGAUCACAGCAACGGCAUCCUCAUCACCCUCCAUCCAUCCACCCAGACAAGGACAAAACGAACCACAAAACCAACAAACAAACAAAACAAAAACAAAAAAACAACACACGGCGACAGGACAAUCUUUCCGGAAAAAUAAAAGGGCUGACAUCGCAUCGAAAGCGGCAAAAAAAUGCUGGCAUGUACAGAAAUGAUCACCAUGUGUCUUCAAUCAGCCAAGCACGAACACUCGAGACAGCAGCAGAAGCUUGACCACAACCAAAACCAAGGCAUCGCUCUGUUUCACGAUAUAUUCCGCCGGGCAGACAAAAAUGAUGACGGGAAGCUGUCUAUGGAGGAGUUCCAGUCGUACUUCACUGAUGGUAUCCUCACCGAUGAGCAGAUGCAGGAGCUGUAUUACUCCAUCGACAGGCAGCAGACAGACAACCUGGACAUAGACAAACUCUCAGAGUACUUCACUCCACAUCUGGGAGAAUACGUCAAUGUCCUGUCUGCUCUGGAAAAGCUGAAUGUGGCCAUUUUGAAGGCCAUGGAUAAAACUAAAGAGGAGUAUCAGGGUUCAUCAGUGGUGGGUCAGUUUGUGACGCGCUUCCUGCUGAGGGAGACCUCCACCCAGUUGCAGUCCCUUCAGUCAUCCCUGGACUGUGCUAUGGAGGCUGUUCAUGACCAGGGCUGUACAGGGAGGAGGAUAACGAAGAAGCCCCAGGACCUGCCUGUCCAGAGGUUGGCCAAACGCCCCGGUAGACGCAUCCAGAAGAACAUGUGUCUCUCCCCUACUGACCCCUUCUCUGGCAUGCUCACCACAGGGGUCAGUGUGGAGCCAGACAACCACUGGGGUUCCCAGAUCAACCAGCUGGAGCAACUCAUAGACAAACUGGAGUGUGAGAGUCCACAUCUUGAACCUCUCAAAGAGGACACAUUAGCUGGGACGUAUAAAUCGAACAUUCUUCUGGUUCAGAGACAAAUGUCUGUGAAGGAGAGGGAUGUGGCGCAGUUUCAGCAAGCUCUCAAAAUCUACACAGAUGCCACCAUCAGCCAGCUAAACAACCUGCAUGUGUCAGUCCAGAACCUGCCAGACAGAUCAUGCUUCAUCAUGUAUGAAUUCUGGCAGGACCGUCUCUCCUGGAUGAGCUACCUGCAGUCGUCCAUCACUAAGACCUUCCAGCGCUGUAUUAUCGACUCACUGGAAGAGCCGGAGAUGGUCUCCACUAUGCUCCUCCCAGCCUCUUGGUGGAUUAUGAACAACAACUGACAGAGCAAAGCGGCUGAUAUUCAACACAAUAAAAGCAGGAGUAAAAGGCGAUUGUAUAAUUGUUUUUUCUUUUUUGUUCCUUGAUAUUCACUUUUUCCUCAUGGCAUGACCAGGAUAUUUUUUGCAAAGCCAUAAUCCAAAGUUAUGAAAAAGAAGACUGCAUAAACAAACUAAAACCUAAGAAUAGAAAGAAUUGAGGUAAUGUAAUAUUUUAUUGUGUGAUCAGGAUCUGUAUUUCUUGCUUCUGAUUUAAUAGACACACAAGAAAU